Molecule: messenger RNA, 755 nt
Organism: Dama dama (fallow deer)
Lineage: Eukaryota; Metazoa; Chordata; Mammalia; Artiodactyla; Cervidae
Product: high mobility group protein B1-like
Exons: 1
Biological process (GO): regulation of transcription by RNA polymerase II
Cellular component (GO): nucleus
Molecular function (GO): DNA binding, bending
Source: RefSeq, a predicted model, not a curated record
UUAAACACGGGCAAAGGAGAUCCUAAGAAGCCGAGAGGCAAAAUGUCAUCAUAUGCAUUCUUUGUGCAAACUUGCCAGGAGGAGCACAAGAAGAAGCACCCAGAUGCUUCAGUCAACUUCUCAGAGUUUUCUAAGAAGUGCUUAGAGAGGUGGAAGACCAUGUCUGCUAAAGAGAAAGGAAAAUUUGAAGACAUGGCAAAGGCGGACAAGGCCCGUUAUGAAAGAGAAAUGAAAACUUAUAUCCCUCCUAAAGGGGAAACAAAAAAGAAGUUCAAGGAUCCCAGUGCACCCAAGAGGCCUCCUUCGGCCUUUUUCUUGUUUUGUUCUGAGUAUCGUCCAAAAAUCAAAGGCGAACAUCCUGGCCUGUCCAUUGGUGAUGUUGCAAAGAAACUGGGAGAGAUGUGGAAUAACACUGCUGCGGAUGACAAGCAGCCUUAUGAGAAGAAGGCUGCUAAGCUGAAGGAAAAGUAUGAAAAGGAUAUUGCUGCAUACCGAGCUAAAGGGAAGCCUGAUGCAGCAAAAAAGGGAGUUGUUAAGGCCGAAAAAAGCAAGAAAAAGAAGGAAGAGGAGGAAGAUGAGGAAGAUGAAGAGGAUGAGGAGGAGGAAGAAGAUGAAGAGGAUGAGGAGGAGGAAGAAGAUGAUGAUGAUGAAUAAGUUGGUUCUAGCGCAGUUUUUUUUUUUUUUUCUUGUCUAUAAAGUAUUUAACCCCCCUGUACACAACUCACUCCUUUUAAAGAAAAAAAAUUGAAAUGUAA